Molecule: messenger RNA, 1241 nt
Organism: Suillus paluster
Lineage: Eukaryota; Fungi; Basidiomycota; Agaricomycetes; Boletales; Suillaceae
Exons: 6
Coding region: 1-1110 (369 amino acids)
Source: RefSeq, a predicted model, not a curated record
AUGGCCCCAGACCGCACGAGGUUCUGCGAUUUAUGCAGCCAGGAUAUCAAGCCACGAGGCUGGACGACUCACCGGAAAGCUUGCAAGACUAACACAGAAAAGCGAUGUCGCGAUCAGGUCAUUUUGAAGAUCAGUCUUGUUAUCCAGCAGCGAACUCUGUGCUUGAUGGAUGACGGACAGCUUGACCCAGUCGCGCUAACACACCAAGCAAGAGAUCACCAGCAUGACUUUGCACAUGGUCUUGAUGUAGACUUCGGCCUGAUCAACCCUCUUGAACCUGAACUCGUGGAUGCUGCAGCACUCCCUACCUAUUCGCGUGACGAUAUAAAGGUUGAAUACCACCCAAAUAGUGGUAUUGAGAUGAAAGUCCAUGCAUUUGAUAAUUUCCAUCGUCGUCCGGCAGCCUCUUCAGUUCAUACUCCUCCUGAUAACCAGCCUUGGCGCCCAUUUCAAUCUCGGCUCAAAUUUGACGUUGCUGAGCUCGCUCUCGAGGCUGGAUUAAACAACAAACAGACAGACCACCUGAUCAAAAUUUGCCAUCACAAUUCUGUUGGAAAGGAAAAAUUCACAUUUAGGAACCAUAAAGAUAUUCACAGCAAGUGGGAAGCAGCAUCUCAUCGCAUCACAAAGUUCAUGAAAGAAGUGAUCUCAGUGCCUUAUGAUGGCAAGAUGUGGGACUUUGAUGUACACUACAGGGAUCUUUGGGAACUGGCUACUGACCUGCUUCGGGACCCCCGCCUGUUCCCGCACUUCACAUUUGAUGCACAGCGCUUAUCAAAGUUUGAUGGGCAAACUUUCAUCCGCUUCAUAGAUGAACCUUUCACUGCACAAGACUUUUGGGAUGUGCAAUCGCAACUACCACCAGAUGCAAAGCCGCUAGCUGUUAAGGUCGUGCUCAAGGGAGAGGUUACUCAAAGGGCUUCGGCUUCAGCUUGUACGCUGCGCCCCUUACCCGAGUACGUGCCCUUUAAUUUCCAGGGGACAGAGGGGAAGUCCAAUGGAAGUCUGGGGAGUUCCGAAGGACUUAGUGUCGGUGGAGUUCGGCAGAACUCCGGAAGGUUUAUACGGGGACGGAGUAAGGCUACUACGGAAGUCCGGAGUAGAAACUGAACAGAGGUUAGACUACCCUAAGGUAGAGCCAGAGAAGUAGUCCUAAGGUUUAACCCCUAAGACUUGGAGGUGGACAAGAGGUGAGACUCAAGUCCGGAGAUUGCAGGAAUGAGCAGAACUAAGAUGAUAUU